Molecule: messenger RNA, 2304 nt
Organism: Daldinia vernicosa
Lineage: Eukaryota; Fungi; Ascomycota; Sordariomycetes; Xylariales; Hypoxylaceae
Exons: 5
Coding region: 336-2117 (593 amino acids)
Biological process (GO): transmembrane transport; monoatomic cation transport
Cellular component (GO): membrane
Molecular function (GO): monoatomic cation transmembrane transporter activity
Source: RefSeq, a predicted model, not a curated record
CGUGAGCGAUUAUUAAAUAUAUACUUGGUAGUGUAUAUUUCCUAGUUUUUGAAACCCUUUUUUUUCCUUCUCCUUUUUGUAGCUGUUGUUUACUUUGGUCUAUUUUUAUGUUUAAAAGCCAAUUAGCAAACAGUCAAGCAUAUAACCUUAGAUCCAUCCGACUUUGCUAGUCUAAGUCGAGAAAGUCUAAAUUGAGGCAGCGCCGUUCAAUUCUAGGUACAUUACCUAACCACUAACUCACGGUAGCUGGUGACCUACCCACAUUUCUAUUUUAUUCUUCCUUCAUUCAUAUUACUUCGACUCAUAUACCAAAUACUCCUGCGAGGUCACGAAAUAUGUCUUCUUUGGAUAACUCGACCUCGGACCCUCGUCGAGGGUUUUCUCCCUUCAACCGGGGUUCUUUUCUACUUUCGCAGGACGACCCGCCAAUAUCAUCGCCACGCGGCUCAGGCUCGCUUACCCACCUGCUCAAGAGUCGUUCCCAUAGCUCAUUACACAACUAUGGCAGCACCUGGCGAGGUGCCGUCCCUAACGUUUUAGAUGAUGAGGAAUCCGGCCUGUUACCAUCCAUGUUCUCUCGUCCGCCGUCCGAACCCGAUGAUGAGGCCCACCGUAGGUCGCAAAGCGAAGAGCGUCGACUCAACCAACUACUCCAUAGUUCAACUAUGCGCUCUAUGCUGCUUAUCGGCAAGUCGAACCCUCGAUAUAACUGGGCGCGUUAUUGGAAGACAGAAGAACAGCUGAACGCUAUGAGGAAGCCGUUGCGCGAAUAUUAUGAGCGUACCAAUUAUUUGGUACAGCAAUAUCUCUACAUUGACCGUUUACUCGACAGUAGUCUACCCCACGAUCUACUCAACGAGUAUAACCAUCAUUCGUUCAAGGAUGUGGAUAUCCCGGCUACUAUUUCGGAGGAGCAAUCAAGCGGCGCCAGCCUCAACAAAAGCAAUAACGGAAGUGGCCAGGGUAAUGAGGACCUACUUGGCCCUAUAACUCCCCUCACGAAUUUCUCAAGCCCUCAAAAUGUUACCUUUGCGGAUGAUGAGGCUGGUGACGACAGGUAUGUGGUGGGCCCAGGUGUAAUCGUAACGAGGAAGGUCAAGCGUACCCCGAAGGACAUCUACCGUGCCACCGAGACUACGCCCCUAUUUAAUGACGAGGAAGAGGGCCAGGAGGAUGGUCCCAAACCCGAGAUUCCAUGGCUAGAAGAAGACGACGAACUGGACAGCGGCGACAAGAUUGUAACGACAGCAAUUUAUGUUAACUUUGCGGCAAAUGUGCUCUUGCUAGCGGGUAAGAUUGCUGUCGUCGUCUCAGUGUCGUCGAUGUCAGUAUUAGCCAGUUUGGUUGAUGCGGUGCUGGAUUUCUUGUCAACGGUCAUAGUGUGGACGACUACCUGGUUGAUUUCCAGACAAGACCAGUACAAAUACCCAGUUGGCAGACGCAGAUUGGAACCUUUAGGUGUUCUAGUCUUCUCAGUCAUCAUGAUUACUUCUUUCGUUCAGGUCGCUCUAGAGUCGAUACAACGACUGGCCUCGCCCAAUCACGAGUUGGUUGAAGUCGGCAUACCGGCCCUUAGUAUUAUGCUUGGAACGGUCAUUAUCAAGGGACUAUGUUGGUUAUGGUGUCGGUUGGUCAAGAAUUCAAGUGUUCAGGCUUUAGCCGAUGACGCAAUGACGGAUGUGAUUUUCAAUACGGGAUCUAUCCUCUUCCCUAUAGUUGGGUUUUACGCCAAAAUAUGGUGGUUGGACGCUCUCGGUGGUCUUGUUCUGUCGCUCGUCGUCAUUUUCAAUUGGUCGAGAACAUCAUUGCAACACAUUAAGAAUCUAAGCGGGUUCUCCGCGACCGCCGAUCAACGAAACAUUUUACUUUACCUCACGAUGCGUUUCGCGAAGACUAUCAAACAGAUCCAAGGUUUGAAUGCCUACCAUGCAGGCGAUAAACUAAAUGUUGAAGUUGAUAUUAUCUUGGACGCAUCUACCACGUUACGGGAUUCCCAUGAUCUUAGUGAAAGUUUGGGCUACGUGUUAGAAUCAGUUCCAAUUGUGGAUAGGGCGUUUGUCCAUGCCGAUUAUGCGAGUUAUAAUCUGCCUACACAUAUGGAACAGCAGAGCAGCUGAAGACUUUAGGGGAAGGUUUUGGUUAGGAGUAGGAAGUGUGUCUAAUUUCGACAAGGAAAAUUGUUGCAUAGCUCGGUUCGUUUCAUUUCAGGUUCGGUAAAAGAAAAAGGUUAUAACUAGUGAUUUCUAACGAUGAUACCAUGGCAUCUAGCUAGCAUAGCAAAUCUAAGAUGUUUUAGUGUAAGAA